Messenger RNA from Blepharisma stoltei, 2422 nucleotides. Lineage: Eukaryota; Ciliophora; Heterotrichea; Heterotrichida; Blepharismidae. The record is from the annotation of a GenBank genome assembly.
AUGGAGAAUCUGUUGUUCCUCCUCAGUAAGCUUUAUUAAGGAGAUGGUAUAGAUCAGCGCGAAGUGAUUAAAACAUAUGAAAGCGUUAUUAAAACAAUGAAAGAACAAAUAUACAGCUUGAAAAGCAAAUUGGCUGUAUCUGAAGAUUCAAUUCGUCGUUAUAAACAAAUUGAAGUAGCAGAAACUCAAAAAGAGCUUGUAAAAUAUAUUCAGAAAGAGUCUAAGUUAGCCUUAAAUUCAGCUAUCCAAGAGCUUACUGCUAAAAAUAAUUAUAUCUCACAAUUAGAGCAAAAAUCCAAAAUUAUUGAAGAAGCUUUAGCCAAAAAUGAAAGCGAAAUUUUUAGCUUGACUGAAGAAAAAGAAUACUGAAAAUCAUUAGCAAGCCAAUCCCCAGAAUUAGAGAUAACAAAUAAAAGCGUAUUGCCAAACGAUCUCAUGGAAAAAUUUAGAGAAAAUGAAAAAUCAAGAAUCCGAGCUCAAGAAGAAGCAUUACGUUACAUUAGAUAUACAGACUCGUGUGUUUAAUUUUAACGCAAUCACCGAGGAUCUCCAGAGAGAUUCAACCGCUUUGCGACCAUAACGUCUCCUCCUUCCUUUUUGGGCUUCAGUGUUGAGUGGGCAGUCUACGGGUUUGUGUGGCCCCUUGAGGCUGUGGAUUACGAAGUUGGCUUCCCAAAAAUUCCAAAAAAUGGAAUUUCUGGUAUCCUUUCGGCAAAAAAGAAAAAUUCAGAUCCUCGCUAGGCAGUUGCCCGAUUAGUCUAGGUGUUCCCUGUAGACCUUGCUGGGCUUGCCCUUUCCAAAUCUGAAUCCUCCUUACCUUCGAGGUAAAAACAAGCUCGAAAAUAGACUUUGCGCUAGGCCCUGGGCACUUCAGAGUUGUUUACCUAGCAUUGCAGUCUAUUUUAAGGUUGGAAAAAACCUUGCCGGAUAUAAUUAAAUAUGUGCUCGAAGGGCGUCGACGUAGCCGACUGCGAAGCGCUGAGACAGCAUUUUUCUUAUGCUCAAGCUCAAGAAGAAGCAGAUUUUUAUAAGUCAAAAUAUGAGGAAAUCAUUGAAAAUAUGCAUAAUGUUAAAGACAAGCUAGAAGAAACUGAUACUUUAAAAUUGCAACAAGCUACUCUUAAAGGAGAAUUUGGAGAUAUUGAGCAGCAGCUGCUGAAAAAGGAAGAACAAGUAAAAUCUUCAAAUAAACGAUUUAUUUUUAUUCAGAAAAAGAUGGACAAGCUCAGCAAAGAUAAAAAACUUUAUGAAGAAAAAACCCAGGAAUUAGAAAACGAGAGGAAAAAAUUAUCAGAAAAAUACCAAAAGUAAUUAAUAAUUUAGUUUGGCUAGUCGAGUUAAAGGAGAAGAAAGAUUAAAAGGAAGGAUAAAAGAAUUAGAAGAAAAUUUAGAAGCAGCUUCUCAAGAAAUAGAAAAUUUAUUAGAAAGGCUUCGGGAUAGCUUAAAAAGAACAGAAGAGCUGCAAAAUAUAAUAAAUUGUGAAACUAAAGCACAUGACCAAACCAAAGAAGCUUAUAAAAGGAUAAAAAUUCAAGAGAAACUUCUAAUAGACGAAAGGGAUUUACUAGCCAAUAUGAAUAGUGAGCUCAGCAUUAAACUGAAUAUUAUGCAAGAAGAAAUGGAAAAAACAAAAAGCCCUGAAUCAAUUGAAAAACAUGAAAUAACGUUUAAAAAAGGCACAAAAGAAAGCGCAGCAUUAAUGAGACUAAACCAUAAAUUAGAAGAAAAUGUAUCAAGACUAGAAAAUGAGCUUUCAUUUACUAAAGAAAAGCUUCAGAAAAAAGAACAAGAAGUUUUAGAGCUCGAGCUUAAACUUAAUGAAAGCCAUAGAGAAAGAAGAAAAUUAGAGCAGCGGCAAAGAGAUGUUCCAAGAGACAGUAUAGCUGGACUAAUCAAAUGCCUAGACAAAGAAACUGACCAUCCCAUCAGUGCUUUAUCCUGUGACAAUAAUAAUCUGCUGCUUCACGAAAUGAAUGAAAAAUAUGACAGACUUCUUGAUAAAUACCAAGCUGCUGAAGAAGCUAAAACUAGCCUUGAAUCUCAGCUAAAUAACUAUCAGCACAUGCUAAAAAGCAUGAAAACACAAAUCAACGAAGAUGCCUUUAAAAACAGCAAUUUUGAAAAAAUCCUUGCUGAAAGAAAUGAGGAAAUUACCACUUUGAAAGAAAAAAUUUCAAUGCUGGAGGACAAAGUCAAGUAUUUUGGGAUUUCUGCAGAAACUGAAAGACAUAGAGAAAUUUCGCAUAAACCUGUGAUAAGUAGAGCAGGGUCACUUCAAAAUUUAACUGAAAGAAGAACUAAAGCGAGGAGCAACACCCCAGAUGACGCAGCUACACCGAGAUAUUAUCCAAUGAGAUCAAAUUCCCUUUUGAAGCUGAGAGUUCCAUCUCAAACUUAUGAUAAGCCAUCAUGAAGGGGCUAA